Messenger RNA from Xylaria bambusicola, 2149 nucleotides. Its product is annotated as cytochrome P450. The coding region runs from base 611 to 2149 and encodes 512 amino acids. The record is from RefSeq and is a predicted model, not a curated record. The transcript is spliced from 5 exons. NCBI's taxonomy places the organism in Eukaryota, Fungi, Ascomycota, Sordariomycetes, Xylariales, Xylariaceae. Gene Ontology annotation, molecular function: oxidoreductase activity, acting on paired donors, with incorporation or reduction of molecular oxygen; iron ion binding; heme binding.
UUUCAGAUCCCGUCAAAGUCCUGGAAGAAUUUCCCGAUAGGAAGACAUUCUCGUAUGCUCGUCGUGCAUCAACGUUAAGCCCAUCUCGUACUAGCGAAGCCGGUCAAUGUUUUCUCAGAUUAGGCCCCUUCCGUGUAUACUCUUACGGCCACUCAACAACACGCCCUUGACUAGGUAGUCUUUGUUCCGAUCUUGUGUGUGGCAGACCACCAUGGCCCCUUCGAGGAGUAAACUUCCAGGCAGAUUCAUGCCACCACCCUCACGUCAUAACGAUAUCAUGAAAUCGAUCCUUGCCGAUAUAGCACCUUGGCUUCGAGCCCAGAAGAGGAACCCUUGCCACCCAGAACAGCUCGACGGGUGCUUCACAAUCCCGGUGGCUUUCUACAUGCAGUAAACUUUCUUUGCUCUGAACCGGGGUUGAAUUAGCUUCGGAAAGGAGGCUGAUUUCUAAUCGGAUCUUGACAAGGAAUGGCGAAUCAUGGUUCAGGUUAUAAAGUCCACAUUAUCUCUAACUUCAGGCUUGAGGAUUCCGGAUAGCUUGAUUCUGUCGUCGUAUGGCCAACAAUUCACGGCGCAUAUGUCUAUACAUUAGCUCCUUGAUGUUGUUACCAUGGCCUUCUUCCUCUUACUAGUAAUUGUUGGACUAAUACUGUACGUCUUGCAAGUAAGAAUUAGUAGGAGGAGAAUCCCUCCUGGCGCUCAACCUCUACCAGGCCCUAAGUCCUAUCCGAUUAUCGGCCGCGUUCACGAUGUACCUACAAAGGCAUCGUGGAUCAAAUUCUAUGAGUGGAGUAAAGAGUACGGGCCAAUUUACCAGACUGAGAUCUUUGGCACUGUCCACGUCUGGAUCUCGUCAGAACGGGUUGCUCAUGACCUCCUUUCCCGCCGUGCGGCCAUUUACUCGGACCGCCCGCAAAUUCCCAAUCUGCCCGACAAUCGCACGAAAGGAGACUACUUAGCUCUGACAGAUACGUGGAAACGUCAGCGCAAACUGGCUCAGCAACUCAUGACCGCCAAUGCGUCGUUACACGAUUAUCCCAGAAAAGAGCGCGAUCGUUUCCUCUAUCUGUUGUCGACCGACCCGUCUCAAUACCGCGAAUUCAUCGAGCAGUUUACAUCUCGUACGGUAGCCCGGUUGACAUGGGGGAGUCCACACUCGGCAGAUCGACUCCGUGUGACCACAGCGGGCCUCCUCGUGACGAUUUCGCCGGCCGGAGCGCUGCCCAAUUUUAUCUCGUGGCUGAUGUAUCUCCCGACCUUUCUGAGCCCGUGGAAGAAGGAAGAAGCGGCCCGGCACGCAAUGGAAGCCCAACUCUUGAAAGAUAAUGUUCAAUAUGCUCAUGAGCGCAUCAACGAGGGGACUAUUCAGCCGAGCUUCAUUCGCACGUUCAUCAAGAAUACAGGCCUCCCCGGAGACAAAAUGGAGAGCAUCGGAGAGGUUGAAGCUUCGUAUGUAAUUGGGCAGAUGGCCAUUGCCGGGGCAUUGACCAUCGGCAGCCCUAUCCAGAGCUUCAUUCUAGCGAUGCUGCAUUAUCCAGGAUGGCAACGGAAACUCCAGGAUGAGAUCGACAGGGUCUGCGGCGGCGCCUGUCCACAGUGGGAGGAUCGCGAAAAGCUGCCCAUGCUCCGCGCCGUCGUCAAGGAAAUCAUUCGGUGGAGGCCUCCUGUUCCGACAGGAAUUCCUCACGCGAUCGAACAAGACGACGUAUAUAAUGGUUACUUCAUCCCCGCCGGUGCCACCAUUCAUGCGUUAGAAUGGGCCAUGACAAGAGAUGAACAGACAUAUCCCGACGCCGACGCCUUCAACCCGGCCCGUUGGCUCGAGCCCAAGUACCCGACGUACAAAGAGCCAUUGACGGAAUAUCCGAAGCUGAACGGGUUCAGCCAGUUCGGAUUCGGCAGGCGGACAUGCCAGGGCAUCCCGCUCGUCGAGCAGGACUUGUACCUUGCCAUGGGCGGCAUGGCAUGGGCCUUCGACCUGCGGAAGAAGAGGCGCCCAGAUGGCAGCGAGGUCCCCAUUCACUGGAAUGAAUAUACCCCGCUGCUCAUCGCCAAGCCUAUGCCUUUUGAGUUCGACGCUGUCGUACGGAGCGAGAAGAAAAGGGGCCUCCUGAGGAGGAUGUGGGAGUCUGGGAAGGGCGACGAGUAA